Molecule: messenger RNA, 3006 nt
Organism: Schizosaccharomyces cryophilus OY26
Lineage: Eukaryota; Fungi; Ascomycota; Schizosaccharomycetes; Schizosaccharomycetales; Schizosaccharomycetaceae
Product: ubiquitin-protein ligase E4
Exons: 3
Coding region: 1432-2898 (488 amino acids)
Biological process (GO): DNA repair; protein ubiquitination; mRNA splicing, via spliceosome
Cellular component (GO): U2-type catalytic step 1 spliceosome; Prp19 complex; cytoplasm
Molecular function (GO): ubiquitin protein ligase activity; protein binding
Source: RefSeq, a predicted model, not a curated record
GUUGUAAGAAUACAAUGAAAAGUGAAUAGAAAAGGAAGAUUGAAAGAAACGUUUUCCCCAAUGAGAACUCUUGAGGAUUCAAAGAAAAUGGAGAUUGGUAAAAGCUACUCGCUCAUCUUCGAUUCUGAAAUGAUUCGUCUUGACUGAAGAGAAUAAACCCCAUUUGGAAGAUGACUCUACAACAUUUACUUUCGGUUUACUGAGAAGUAUUUAUAAAAGCAUGAUUUCAUGUUCGCUUACUAACGCAAGUACCGAAUUGUUGCUUCUAAUAUUAAUAAAAAUAUCCAAUGGCUGCUCAAACUACCAAAUUAAUUCGUUCUGUUGAGAGAGAAAGGAUUGUGAUGCACAUUAAUGACGGUGACGGACGGCAUGUUUCAGCUUUUGGAUUUUAGAUUUUUUCUGGUUCAACCUCCUAUCUUCUUUUGAUUCAUAACGAAACCUAUUUUUCCCUUGCUUUUGUUUGUGAGGACGAAUUGGCACACUUGGUGGUGGAUCAUUUUGCGGAGUACUGAAUCCAUCUGCCAGUUCCUCUUCAUCUGGACCAUCAUUCUCAUCAUCUUCUGUAAUGGUAACGGAAACAUGCUUAUCUUCAUCUUCAUAUUCACGCGUAUGAGGUUCAUCGUCAUCUUCUAUUACGACCUUUUCUUCAGUUUCAGCACCGUCUGAACCUUCAUCUUCAGAACCAGGUUUUUCCAUUGUCCCCAUUAAUUCUCUGGAAAGUUGAAUUCGCUCUUCCAAUUGCUUUUUCCUCUGCUCUCGGACCUACAAAGAAAACCACAUGUUAAUAGUAAUUCGACAGGAAUUGGUUCAAAAGCAAUUCGUUUGUCUUACCAAUUUUCGCAUUUCACGUUUCUCUUCUCGUUGUUGUUUUUCUGUCAUAGCUUGUGCAUGCUUUUGACGCUCUACUUUUCGCUUGUGAAACCCAGUCAAAAAUUCCCUAAUGCGCGUUAAUCACCAUUCAAUCCUAUAAUCAUAUGGAGAAGCUUACUUUCUUUGCUCCUUGUCAAAAAUAAUUUCUUCCUGGUGUUGCUUACGUCCGCGUUUUUUAUCGUAGACGUUACCACCGCGUGUCAACAAAGCCGUAUUAUCCAUUCUUAAUCCUUAUUCACUAGUUUUUCAGCCUCCGAUAAAUCCUUUUCCUUUAUGUCCCUAGUUUAUUAAUACUCUGUGAUAUGCUAAUGGUAAAUACAUAAAAUGAUUAAAAAUCUACCCAGAUGCAUUACUCCUUAACUGUCUUUGCUUUUCGCUAUCUUCUUUACCGCCCUCAAUGGUUAUAUAUUUAGUGAUUAAUAGCAUUCUUUCUUUAGAACGCUUUUACAGAUUCUACCAUCGAGAAAUACACUAUAUUUAUCGACAUCGCUCUAACUCGUUGAAUACAAUCCUUGACACUAAAAAGAUACUUUGCACAGAACGAAACUGUUUUUGAGCCGGAUGUUUUGUUCAAUCAGUGGAGAAACGCCGAAAGAACCGGUUGUUUCACGGGUUAGCGGAAACAUAUAUGAACGACGCUUAAUAGAACAAGCAAUAAACGAAACUUCCAAGGAUCCUGUCACUCAGCAAGAGUGUACGCUAGAAGAUUUGGUUCCUGUAAAGGUACCCGAAUUUGUUAAACCUCGUCCUCCUUCCGCGACUUCAUUGCCAGCCUUACUUUCCCUGUUCCAGGAAGAAUGGGAUGCUUUAGCGCUGGAACAGUUUGAUUUACGGAAAAAAUUGAGCGAAACAAAACAAGAACUCUCGACGUCCCUUUAUUCGUUAGAUGCUGCUUUUAGAGUGAUUUCUCGGCUUACGAAGGAACGCGAUGAGGCCAGAGAAGCAUUGGCAAAAUUCUCUGACAAUAUUUCUUCUCUCUCUCAAUCGCAAGCUGAAAACCCUGAUGUAGAAAUGAAGGAUGGUAACGACGAUACAAAAGCAACCUUGCAAACUACGGUCGACGAAACCCUUAAGCAACUUUCCACAAAAAGAAAACAAACAAAAUUACAGCCUGCUUGGGCAACCCCAGAGGCUCUUGAAAAACUUGCAAAUAGUUCGCCGGUUCCCGUUUUACCUUCUGCUGAAAAGGACGUUAAUUCUUUAUUAAUCCCACGACCUGGUGGUGCAGGCGUUUCUCUUUGCUUGGUUGAUAAUCGGGUUACUCUAGUUGAAUGUUUUUCAAACAAGCCCCUAAAAUCCUUUGAUUCGUCUAUAUCUACAUGUUGCUGGUUAGAUGUUUCUAAAAUUGCUCUUAUGAAUUUUGAUACGAAGAUGAUUGAAGUUUAUGAUGUUCCUUCAGAUAUUGAAUCGAUCUCCGAACCUUCAUUUUCAAUCCCUGUCGAAAAUGAAACCGUAAUGUUAUUAUCUGCUCAUCCAAGUGGAAAGUACAUCGUUGCAUCUACGGAUACGACCUGUACUUUAUAUUCUAUGAAAGCAAGUGUCUAUUCUCUUAAUAUCCCGUCUAAGAUUACUGCGCUUUCUUUUCACCCAGAUGGACAUAUUUUUGCUGUUGGUUUAGAAAACGGUGAGAUUCGGUUCUUUGAGACAGUGAGUGGUGCUGAAGCAGCAAAAUUUGGUCCCCAAGAUGGUUCGAUUCAAUCCCUGCAAUUUGGCGAAAAUGGCUAUUGGCUGGCUGUGACAGCAGCAAAUGAAAACGGAAUCUCCAUUUGGCACUUAGGAAAAUCCAAGUUAGUUCAUAUGGUCCCGACAGACGCCAGUACGACCACAGCUGCAUUGGAUGUAACUUGCCAACUUAUGGCCUCUUCAGAUGACAAGUAUUUGUACAUUCAUUCAUUUGUUAAAGCCUCCAAGUCUUGGAACCUGGUGAGCAAGGUUGAGGCUUCUUUGGUUUCUAAAUUAGCUUGGAUGGAAGAUCCACACAAGCUAGUCUAUUCUACAAAUCAAGGUUCUGUUUGUCUUUUGGAAUAAGUAUUAAUUAAUAUGGCCUCUAUAAUAAAUACCACAUAGAGACUGCAAGUCAUCCAAACCGUGUUAGUAUAACAAAAUUAAACCUGUAGUUAAGUUCAAGGAAAAACA